AUGGAAGUAGACACCGAAUCCAACAGGAAGACCGGCAAAAGCGGUUUGAGCGACACCACGAGCGACGUGUGUGAAUGUGACGACAGUCUGGACAUUUUCGAGCGGUGCGUUCAGGAUCCGUGUUCUGACGCCUGGGAGGGGCUCGACGAAGAAGCGUCCGACUGUGACGAUGAAGACGUGCUGUUGGAAGGCGUACAGGCGCAGUAUGCGCGUGCUGUGCCUGUGCAAGCUAGACAGCAAACCAGCGGUAAUUCUGAAAACACCGAUAUGCCGCGUUGCAGUACGUGCCAUCGGCUGCGGCGCUGGAAAAAGUGCGCCGACUGCGACGAACCCAUGCUCCGGUGUUCGCGCACCAGCAGUUUCAUGGUACAAUUGUCGCGCCAGGCGUCGCGACAAUCCAUGCCCGACGCGCCCGACAAUGCGCUACCCUCACCAACCCACCACAACCUAGACGCUUCCGUUUCGAGUCGGUCCCGGUCCCGGUCGUCAUUCAGCGGCUCUGCUGCGAUUCCGACUCAUUUAUACUGUCUGGAACGAUUCGUCAGCUCAGAACUCGAUUCUGCCACAGCUGAAUUCUUCGAGCCUGCCGAGCCGACCGUUAGUCGUGAACCUCACGACGAAACGCCCCAGGUGGCCCGUAGCCCAGAAUUGCCCUUCAAUGCGUCUCAGGACUCGUGCCGCUCCAAAUCAAGUUGCAGUUCCCCUUCCAAUUCCGACACCUCACCUUACCCCGGUCUUUCAAAUGCCGCGGCGCCGUCCUCCAAAAAUUCUACAUACAGCAUUCCCAGCCUCAUUCACAGGCGAAAAUCGCGUGUUUCCUCCAUAGAGGUGUCCUUGCUGAAUUCAAUGACGUAG
This is a messenger RNA of Lachancea mirantina, 855 nucleotides long. NCBI's taxonomy places the organism in Eukaryota, Fungi, Ascomycota, Saccharomycetes, Saccharomycetales, Saccharomycetaceae. The record is from the annotation of a GenBank genome assembly.